AGGCGGAAAGCAUCGCGCAUGCGUCAACUUGCCAGUCCUGCGCGAGUGACGUCAGAAGCAGCAUGGCGGCCAAGGUGCAGUCUACCAAAAGGGCCGACCCCAACGAGCUCAAGAUCAUCUUCCAAAAGUAUGCCAGCAUUGUGGAUAAGGAUGGCGAGCGCUUUAUGACCCCUACUGACUUUGUGCAGAAGUAUUUGGGUCUCCACACACAGAUCCAUCACAACCCCAAAACUGUGCAGCUGCUCGCCGGAGUGGCAGACACCACCAAGGAUGGACUGAUUUCAUUCCAGGAGUUUUUGGCCUUUGAGUCUAUUCUUUGUGUGCCAGAUGCCCUUUUCAUCGUGGCCUUCCAGCUGUUCGAUAAAACCGGGACCGGAGACAUCUCCUUUGAAAAUGUGCGUGAUAUAUUCAGCCAGACGACGGUGCAUCACCACAUCCCCUUCAACUGGGACUGUGAGUUCAUCCGCCUUCACUUCGGCCACGACCGAACCAAACACCUUAGCUACCUGGAGUUCACCCAGUUCCUGCAGGAGCUGCAGUUGGAGCACGCCCGGCAGGCAUUUGCACAGAAGGACAAAGCCAAAACCGGGAUGAUCUCCGCCAUGGACUUCAGUGACAUCAUGUCCACCAUCAGACACCACAUGUUGACCAGUUUUGUUGAGGAAAAUCUGGUCUCAGUAGCAGGUAGCGGGACCUCUCACAUGGUCAGCUUCUCCUACUUCAACGCCUUCAACUCACUCCUCAACAACAUGGAACUCAUCCGCAAAAUCUACAGCACGCUCGCCGGCAGCCGCAAAGACACGCUCCUCACUAAAGAGGAGUUUGUGCAUGCCGCAAACAAGUUUGGUCAGAUCACUCCUAUGGAGAUCGAUAUCCUGUAUCAGCUCUCUGGCCUCCACUCACAAACUGGGCGACUGAACCUGGCUGAUAUUGAGCGGAUAGCUCCUCUGGAGGAGGGCGCGUUGCCUUAUCACCUAGCAGAGGCGCAGAGACAGAUCCGCAGUGAUGGGACUCGUCCUGUGUGGCUCCAGGCUGCUGAGUCAGCAUAUCGCUUCACCCUGGGCUCUAUUGCUGGAGCAACGGGAGCGACAGCAGUGUAUCCUAUCGACCUGGUGAAGACGCGGAUGCAGAACCAGCGUUCCACCGGCUCCUUUGUAGGAGAGCUCAUGUACAAGAACAGCUUUGACUGUGCCAAGAAAGUCCUGCGUUACGAGGGCUUCUUUGGCUUCUACAGAGGUCUCGUUCCUCAGCUCAUUGGUGUGGCUCCAGAGAAAGCCAUCAAGCUCACUGUGAACGACUUUGUGAGGGACAAAUUCUCUGAAAAAGAUGGUUCGGUUGCUCUGCCUGCGGAGAUUCUGGCUGGUGGAUGUGCCGGCGCCUCUCAGGUGAUUUUCACCAAUCCCCUUGAGAUUGUCAAGAUUCGUCUCCAGGUUGCUGGUGAGAUCACCACAGGCCCCAGAGUGAGCGCGCUCAGUGUGAUCCGAGACCUCGGUUUCUUCGGCCUCUAUAAGGGUGCAAAGGCUUGUUUCCUGCGUGAUAUUCCCUUUUCUGCAAUCUACUUCCCUGUGUACGCUCAUACUAAAUCAUCACUCGCUGAUGAGGAUGGAAGAAUCGGCCCGCUGCAGCUGCUCACAGCCGGAGCCAUCGCAGGAGUCCCGGCCGCCUCGCUGGUCACCCCUGCUGAUGUCAUCAAAACGCGACUGCAGGUGGCAGCUCGUGCAGGACAGACCACUUACAGCGGGGUUAUCGACUGCUUCCGCAAGAUCCUGAGAGAGGAGGGCUUCAGAGCUUUCUGGAAAGGGGCUGGAGCUCGUGUUUUCCGCUCAUCACCUCAGUUCGCCGUGACCCUGGUGACCUAUGAACUCCUGCAGAGAUGGUUCUAUGUGGACUUCGGUGGACAUCGUCCGUCCGGUUCAGAGCCGACGCCCAAGUCUCGUAUCUCCGAGCUCCCUCCGGUGAACGCCGAGCACGUCGGAGGUUACCGGCUGGCCGCCGCUACGUUCGCCGGCGUCGAGAGCAAAUUCGGACUCCACCUGCCCAAAUUCAAAUCGUCCGGCGUGGUCAGCAUCCAGCCCUCUAAAGGGUCGGCUUCUUAAGCAGGCCACGCCCACUCUAGUCCUGUCCUCCAGCGGCUGUGUACGUGUCCGUCAUCCAGCCUGCUUUGCUCCUGUUUUUAGUUUCAGUCUGUUGUUGUCGUCGUUGUUGUGUGGUGGGGGAGACGGUGGGUUUUAUUUUCUGAUAGGAGUUCAUCAGUGCCUCCUCUAUUUCAACUGAAUGUUUCAGUUCAUUCAUUAUAAUGCUCCGCAUUAGCCUUUUUUUUUCCUUUUUCUUUUUUUUUUUUUAAUCUGACUGUUAAAGCCAGUACGUUUUCCUCUGCAACUUCAAAGCGAACUCAGAUUGUGUGGGAUAGCUGUGGUUGCCAGAUCCUUUUCAAUUCAUCCACUGACUGUUACGUGCAUGUGUAUAUACUUAUACAUUAGUUACUGAAUGCUUUGGGAUGAUAUAGAGGGAUUUUGGCAGCUUUUAAAAAGAUAGCAAGUCCAAUUUGGCAACUUUGCAAACAUAUUUUAAAAAAUAAGGUAUGAAAAGUAAACAUAUUAAGCCUGAAAUUGUCACAUUCUUGAAAAUAAAUCGGCAGUGUAGUCCAUCGACUAUUUAGACACUGCAGAGCUUUUUUCCUGUCAGCUACAUUCCAUACCUGCUACUCUUACAGCAAAUAUACCUCCUCUUACUAACUACGAGACCAAUCGAGCACUGAGUUGGCUGAUACUGAGCGGAAACUUUUAGUAUAGGAGAUACCUUGACAAUGUCUGUUCUAGUUUUUUGUUUUUUUUCCAGCUUCUGAUGCAACUAAUGAUCACACUGAGCGAUGUGACUUGAAUACUGCAUAACAAAUAACUCCAUCACUUUGUUUUAGGGCACAAAUAAAACUCACAGCAGUGAAUCAGGUCAGAAAAUCUGCUCCAAUACACAUUUCAGUCUAAUAGUCGAAUAAUUCAGGUUGACGCUUGUACCACAACACUUUGGCUGUAAUGUUCCCUUUAAUCCGAACGGAAUCAUUCGGCCAGGACGUGUUUAGCGUGUGAACUUUGUCGAUCGAUCUAUAGGUAGUGGAUGAAACUUAGCUCCGUUCUUAAAUCAAAUAACUGAACGUUAUAAUUCUGCGCACAUCAUCUUCCACAUGUCCACUGUGAUGCCUGAAAGGGGAACAUUGUGUGUUACAUUUUAUUUAUUUUCCUAAAAUUCCUAAAUUUCACGUUGACAGGCAGCUAUCACGCACACGCUCGCUCUGAUGAGCUUUAAGAUGGAUUUUUUAUUUUUUUUUUUUUCCCCCUCCUGUCCCACAUGACCUGAGUUUCCUGUGAACAUGUUUGUGUACAUGCUGCAUCUAAUCCUCUCACUCCUUAUUACUGUUAUUAUUAUUAUUAUUAUUAUCAUUAUAAUUUUGCUGGUGUUUAGGGAGUUCCUCCUACUCUUCCUCCUCCUCCUCUUGUGUUAUUAAAGCAUGCUCUCUGUAGAGCCCUGUCCCCCCCCCCUUCCCCAUAAUGCUUUGCGUAGCUUGCACAUGCCCUGUACAUAGUUGUACAUCUCUUUUGCACAGAGGAGCGCGGUGCAGUCGUCUUCAUCUCGGCCUCUCACUGACGCGUGUACAGAGGUUUCCCCAACUACCGCUCACUGAUCAAAAUCACAUGAAUUAUAAGACGGAAAUGAAAAUCGACCUGAUGAUGACGUCUAGGAGAUAAUUUAAAUGCAUUUCAUUCUUGUAUUGUAUUUUAUGGAAAUAAAUCAUGGACGGUUAAAAUUUUAAA
Molecule: messenger RNA, 3809 nt
Organism: Hemibagrus wyckioides
Lineage: Eukaryota; Metazoa; Chordata; Actinopteri; Siluriformes; Bagridae
Gene: slc25a12
Product: solute carrier family 25 member 12
Exons: 18
Coding region: 63-2096 (677 amino acids)
Biological process (GO): L-glutamate transmembrane transport; aspartate transmembrane transport; malate-aspartate shuttle
Molecular function (GO): L-glutamate transmembrane transporter activity; calcium ion binding; L-aspartate transmembrane transporter activity
Source: RefSeq, a predicted model, not a curated record